Molecule: messenger RNA, 1098 nt
Organism: Populus euphratica (Euphrates poplar)
Lineage: Eukaryota; Viridiplantae; Streptophyta; Magnoliopsida; Malpighiales; Salicaceae
Product: myb-related protein 330-like
Exons: 3
Coding region: 75-1088 (337 amino acids)
Source: RefSeq, a predicted model, not a curated record
UUGAGCUAGCUAGCUAAUUGAAGGAUGCAGGAGUAGCUAGUUGAAUCAGCUGAAGAAGGGAGUGGAGAAUAGAGAUGGGCCAUAGGUGCUGCAGCAAACCGAAAGUUAAAAGAGGCCUGUGGUCUCCUGAAGAAGACGAGAAGCUUAUCAAAUAUAUCGCUGCUCAUGGUCAUGGAAGCUGGAGCUCUGUCCCUAAAUUUGCAGGUUUAAAAAGGUGUGGUAAGAGUUGCCGGUUGAGAUGGCUGAACUACUUGAGACCAGAACUCAAGAGGGGUUGCUUUUCUGCAGUAGAAGAGCAGGUCAUCAUAGAUGCUCAUAGAAUUUUGGGUAACAGAUGGUCUCAGAUAUCAAAACAUCUCCCAGGAAGGACAGAUAAUGAGGUGAAGAAUUUCUGGAACUCAAGCAUAAAGAAAAAGCUCAUGGCACAAGGCUUGGACCCAAAAACUCACAACUUGAUUCCUUCUCACCAGAGGGCAGCUAAUAAGGUUGCAUGCAAUACAUCACCAUCUAACCACCAACCCUUCUCAAUUAUCUCCAGGGAUUCAAAGAUGAAAGAUGUUUCCAUGAAGAUAAACCCUCCUAUUCUAACACUAGCUUCCCCUUAUCCUACUAAUGGCAGCACUCGACCUUCGUUGCUUCAAACAACAACCGGCUUACCCUUGCCCACCUCUUGCUAUGAUAACCCUAGUGUCAUUUGGAAUGUAAAUACUCAAAAUUCUUAUGAUUCCUCCCUUUUUCCUUGCGUGUCAUCCAUUGAGAACUCACUCGUUUCCCCUUCAUCUUCGACUUCGGUGAACCCAACUGGGUUUGGUCUCCUAGAUGAAGAUUGCUUUUGGAGUUGUAGUAACAUUGUUGAGCCCUUUGAAGCCGCAAAAUUAUUCGAAAGCAUGCGACCACAGGAUCAAGAAAACCAGCUGAACAAGAUUUGUGACACACAAAUCGUUGAUAAGAAUAAAGGAGUUCAUGUUAAUAUGGAUGCUUCAUUUGGCACCUCUAGCUAUGAUCUUGAGUUGGUCGACUCCACAUUAUUUCCUGGUUCAAUGUGUCGUGAUCUUAGCUCCAUGGAUGAUUUUUCAUGGAACUUUUAGGCCACCAUAU